Molecule: messenger RNA, 2208 nt
Organism: Symbiodinium sp. CCMP2592
Lineage: Eukaryota; Dinophyceae; Suessiales; Symbiodiniaceae
Source: the annotation of a GenBank genome assembly
AUGUUGUCAGAGAAGCGUCCCGCCGCUGAGCCGACGGAGGAGCGAGGACCAAAAGCUGCUAGAUUUGAAGAUGAGGUUAAUACUGCAAAGCGGCAGCUGCAUCUCGCGCUGAAGCAGCAGGGGCUCGCUCAAGACCAAUGGAAGAAAGCCGUGGAAGCCGGUGUGCAAGUUGAUGAGUUGGCCGCUGGCUUGGCUGCCGUUUUGGUCAAGGUGCGGGUUAUGGUCCAGCCUCCGACAAGUGAACGAGGCCUGUUGUGCAGCCGUUGUUCACACGGGUUUGCAUUGCAACUUCUUGCUGGUGGAACCUCCGUUGCCACCGUGUGGCGCAGUGCUUUGGUUCAAAUUCUGGAGAGAUUCGCAAUGCCGCCAGAGAAGCGCCCCGCCGCUCCAUCGGCGGAGGACCGCGUCAAAGGGAGUUUCCUGGAGCUUCAGUUGCUGGAAGCCUUGUCUUCUGCAGGAGCCGAGUUUGCCUACGCUGAAAGAUUACGGGAAACCGCUCUGAAGGGGUUGGAAUCCGCUCAGAAGCUGCUUGCGAUGGCCGUGGCUGACUUGGAGACAGCCCGCGAAGAGAAAAAUCAGGAGAAGGUCGAGGCGGCAGAGAAGAAGGUCGAGGCGGCAGAGAAGAAGGUCGAGGCGGCCAAGAAGGAGGUCGCGGCGGGUCCAGCCCAGGAAUUGCCCCGACCGACUCCGGAGAUGGAUUUCGGCGAUUUCGGGCUCCGCGAGCUUGGGGAGUUCAAGCCCGACGAGCUGCUCGACGUCGAGAAGUUCAAGGACUUCGUGGCGCCCAACACGACCGCUGACAGACCGCUCUUCCUGCGAAAGCAUCUCCUCAACGUGCACAACAAGGCAGUGGAGGCUUUGCAGGCGGAGGAGAUUCGCCUGGUGUCGCUGGUCGGCUGCCCCGGCACCGGCAAGACCUGGUGCGGGUGGCUGGUGGCCUACACCCUGCAGCAGAAGGGCAAGAAGACCCUGCACCUCACCAUCAGGAACUCGACCGUGACGACCAUCGCCAACUUCCAGGUGAAGAAGCAGUACGAGGAGGUGAGCUGGAACGGGCACAUGCUAAAGCAGGUCCUGCGGGAGUCGAAGUGCCAGGUCUGCAUCGUGGACGUGAGCAUGAACGAAGCCGUUGAAGCGGGUCGCAUCUUCACCGGCAUCCAGCAGCUGAUCGAGCGAGGGAAGGAUGAGGAGUUCGCUGGCGUGAAGUUCAUGGGGCUGCUGUCCGGCCACGGCCAGGAGAAGAUCACAGGCAAGCAGCUGAGUCUGCAGGUCAUACAAAAGCUUGUGCUUUGGAGCUGGAGCGAAGAGGAGGUCACCGCUCUACGUACAAAGCUGAAAGAUGCAGGUUCGGAGCCUCCAUCUGACGAGGCUUACGCGGUGUGUGGAGGAUCUGUGCGGUAUCUCUUCCGACACGAAGAAGAGGCGAAACGAACUAGAGACGCCGUGAAAGGGCUCUCCCAAGAUGAGAUGAAGAGGUUGCUUGCCCUGGAUAUGCCCUUAGACGACCAGCAGGGGAAGAACCGCAGCAGACUUCUCUCGUUCUUUCCCAGCAGAGGUGCUUCCAAUGCAGUCGAUGAGUACUUCGCGGAGGGCGUCAGCGAGGCACGGCCGAUGCCCCGCUCGGACUUCGUCAUCAAGUGCAUCAAGGAGAACGAGCACGCAGAGUUCGGGGAGGUGGCAAAAAUGUACAGGAGACUCUCGGGCAUUAAUCCUGGUGCCGCCGGCAGCGCCGUUGAGAUCCUGGUCCACCUGUUCUGGCGGGAGGCUGCCGCGAAUAAGCAGAAGGUCGAGCUUUCACUUAAGGGCAAGGAGAUCGCCAACGUGGAAGUGGAUUGCGCAGAGUUCCCGCAAAGGCCUAACAGUAUCGAAGAGUAUGACAAGGAGGCCGUCGCAGUCCGCGACACCCUUGUGGGCUACUUCACGCCUGACAGCCCGCAAUAUCGUGUGCUCGACAGCAUUCUCAGGUACAAGUCUGCCGGCAAGACCGAGGUGCUGGCCAUCCAGAUCAGCCUUGCGAAGCAGCACGGACAUGCCAAGCUUGAUAACAUGCCGAGGUUGCUGCCGCCUCCGCCAACCAAGCCGCAGUUGGCCUUGUGGGACUUUCACAAGGGAGGGAAAUCCUGCCAGUGGAAUCCCAAAGAGUCUGAUGACUGGGAGCUGCUGCAUGUUAGCUGCCAGGCCUUUGACAAGCGGAUGUGGUGCAGUUGA